This is a messenger RNA of Morone saxatilis (striped sea-bass), 1682 nucleotides long. It is a transcript of the gene klhl5, whose product is annotated as kelch-like family member 5. Gene Ontology annotation, molecular function: protein binding. The record is from RefSeq and is a predicted model, not a curated record. NCBI's taxonomy places the organism in Eukaryota, Metazoa, Chordata, Actinopteri, Moronidae.
UGUAGUGUAGAGUGAAAUCCAGUGUUCCACAUUUUUCAGGGGACCAGCGGGAAACACCUCCAGGAUCCUCGAAUCUCCUUGAAACCUUGUUAGAAAACCACAGUGCUGCAGUCAGAAGCUAAUGAUGAACACAACGAUGCAGUACAAAUGCUGACUGGGACGUCAAACAGCAGCGCCACACUGUCCUCAUGUGUGUCGAUGGAGCCGUGUGCGUGUGCAGAGGAGUGCAUGUUCACCGCUUUAUCCCACGCCGACGUCACCUUCGGUAAGAUGGAGGGAUACCUGAGGUCCAGACAGCUGUGUGAUGUCAUACUGGUGGCCGGGGACAGGCGGAUACCUGCGCACAGACUGGUCCUCUCAUCCGUGUCCGACUACUUUGCGGCCAUGUUCACCAGUGAUGUUCGGGAGGCCAAGCAGGACGAGGUGAAGAUGGAAGGAGUGGACCCUGAUGCACUGUGGGUCCUAGUGCAGUAUGCAUAUACAGGCCGUCUGGAGUUGAGGGAGGACACCAUCGAGUCUCUGCUGUCAGCCUCCUGCCUGCUACAGUUGUCGUCUGUGGUUCAGGCCUGCUGUGCGUUCCUCAUGAAGCAGCUCCACCCCUCCAACUGUCUGGGUAUCCGUUCCUACGCUGACGCUCAGGGCUGCAAUGACCUGCAGAGGGCCGCCCACGCCUACACCAUGGAACACUUUUUAGAGGUGGUGGGAGGCCAGGAGUUCCUGUUGCUCCCAGUGGAGGAGAUGGAGAGGCUGCUCACGUCUGAUGACGUCAACGUGCCAGACGAGGAAACCGUGGUAACCUCUCUGCUAACGUGGGUCAGUCAUGAUGUCGCCACUCGAGAACGUCACCUACCAUCGCUGCUGGCUCACAUCCGACUGCCACUGCUGCAACCGCAGUUCUUGGCAGACCUGGAGUCCAACCCUCUCCUCCGGGACAGCAUGGAGUGCCAGCGGCUGCUGAUGGAGGGGAUGAAGUAUCACCUCUUGCCUCAGCGCCGGCCCCUGCUUCAGAGUCCCCGCACCCGACCCCGCAAAGCAACCGUUGGGGCCAUGUUUGCCGUAGGGGGCAUGGACGCUACGAAAGGUGCUACUAGCAUCGAGCAGUACUGUCUGCGUCGGGACACAUGGAGGCAGGUAGCUACCAUGAGUGGACGGAGACUGCAGUUCGGUGUAGCUGUCCUUGACGAUCGUCUGUAUGUGGUGGGUGGCCGAGAUGGACUCAAGACACUGAACACUGUGGAGUGUUACAACCCGCACAGCAAGACCUGGAGCGUCAUGCCCCCCAUGUCCACACACAGGCACGGCUUAGGUGUAGCCGUCCUGGAGGGGCCCAUGUACGCAGUAGGAGGACAUGAUGGCUGGAGCUACCUUAGCACAGUGGAAAGGUGGGACCCCCAAGCUCGCCAGUGGAGCUUUGUUGCCAGUAUGGCCACACCCAGAAGCACAGUGGGAGUAGCUGUACUCAAUGGCAAGUUGUAUGCAGUAGGAGGUCGUGACGGCUCAUCCUGCCUGCGCUCAGUGGAGUGUUUCGACCCCCACACCAACAGGUGGAACGGUUGUGCUCCUAUGGCUAAAAGGCGUGGAGGUGUGGGUGUGGCCACAUGGCAUGGCUUCCUGUACGCCAUCGGAGGUCAUGACGCUCCGGCCUCGUCCCUCGCAUCACGUCUAAGUGACUGUGUGGAGAG